Messenger RNA from Cylindrotheca closterium, 693 nucleotides. The record is from the annotation of a GenBank genome assembly. NCBI's taxonomy places the organism in Eukaryota, Bacillariophyta, Bacillariophyceae, Bacillariales, Bacillariaceae.
AUGGAGAUUGCGGAACACAUCUUCCACUUCAACGACAAAGGGGCGUUGGACAACCAAUCCUCUGCGACAUCGGAAGCGAUCUAUGAACAUUUCUGGGAUUCUCUUCUUGAUAAUGAAUUGGCGCAAGAGUUCCUGCCUGCGGAAGUCUUUAACGUUCGCAACCCCUACCAUUUAGUCUCGUUUCAUCCAACUUAUGGUGCUGCGAUUUUGUACAAGACCCUUGACUCUCUUGAAGUUUUCGUCCGAACUGUUGGAUUGGAUAAAUGGGAAGCUAAGAUCCAUGCUUCUUCAGAUGGCCGCGAAUGCUAUGCUGUUCCAACCCUCGAGGCACCGAGGUUGAUGGACCAAGGACCAUUCCCAACUCAUCUCCUCAACAAGCUUGAAGAGGCUUUAGUGCAAGCUUUGCGGGAGUCAGAAAAGAACACGGGUGCUAACCGAAGAAACACACCUGGCAAUGAAGGAAACCAAAAGACUCCUUCGUUUCUGAAUGAAAAGCUUGAUCAAUCGAUCAAGAAUGUGGUAUCGGAUGCCGAUAAGCAGGUCAUUGAAUCCUUUUCUGGAAACGGGUCGACAUAUGGAGGUACUACAGAUGUCGGGUUGCAUUCCGGUGGAAAGCAGCGAAACACAGCAGCCCCUUUGGUGUUUUCUGUCGUCUCGACUAUGCUUCAUUUGGCUGGCCGUCCAGGAAACUAG